Molecule: messenger RNA, 3096 nt
Organism: Ixodes scapularis (black-legged tick)
Lineage: Eukaryota; Metazoa; Arthropoda; Arachnida; Ixodida; Ixodidae
Product: tetraspanin-6
Exons: 7
Coding region: 197-928 (243 amino acids)
Cellular component (GO): membrane
Source: RefSeq, a predicted model, not a curated record
CCUUUUGCGUUGAAGAAACGAAUGCACUCCACGCGCGGUCAGCGCGGCCAAUCAGCGCUCUCAAGUGAAGUCACAAGGCAUUCACAGGUUCACAUAAGCGCAUACGCGUCCGGCUUGCAGUCGUAACUAGUGUGUGGUGGUGUUGGCUUUUUCAGCAGUCCGUGUUCUUUACCGCAGUUCGUCGAAUCUGCUCAAAAUGGGAAAACUUCUGCAAACGGCGGUGUGCAUUAACUUCAUGAAGCUUCUGCUCAUGACAUUCAACGUAAUAUUUGGUGUGAUGGGCAUGGUGCUCCUGAUCCUCGGCGUGUGGAUGAACGCGUCGCUGUACCACUUCCUGCGCCUCUCGGCGGACUACAACCAGCACAUGCCGCUGGUCUUCAUCGUCACAGGCAUCGUGGUGGUCGUGGUGUCCAUCCUGGCUUGCAUCGGCACGGCCAAGGGCCAGUCUGCCAUCCUGUACAUUUUCGGCGGGGUGCUGAUCCUGGUGUUCCUGGCCGAGCUGACGGCGGGCAUCGUGGGCUACGUGUACAUCCGGCAGGUGAAGGAGGGCAUCGGCCGCGGCAUGAACUCCUCCAUGGUUCACUACGGCGCGGGGGGCAUGUCUGACGAGACCGUCGACUUCGUCCAGAACAACCUGGGCUGCUGCGGCUUAAUGAGUGCUGAGGACUGGCUGGCCACCGGGUACUACAAGGGCAGCCAACACUUCCCCAAGAGCUGCUGCUCCGCCCCCAACGUGGCCUGCACCGCCGAGAACCUCACGCUGCGAGCCGAGGGCUGCUACAGCAAGGUGAUGCGGUUCCUGGACACCAACCUGAGCGCCAUUGCGGGAGGAGCCGUGGGCUUUGCCUUCUUCCAGCUCUUCGGAGUGGUUCUGUCUUUCUGCCUCGCUUCGAACAUCAACAAGGCGAAAUACGAACGUGUUGAAUAAGCGGUCGGAAAUCUUCGUGGCGGCAGUCCGGGGAGUCUGGACCAUUCCCUCGCCGCAAUUGGGGUGGUCCGGGCCUUCUCACGUUCGCUCUCGUUGGAGAUUGUGUGCUUUGCUGCCUCGACCGCAUAAGUGUUGUCACGAAAUGGGGUGCAGCUGAAGAGACUGUGGCCUCGAAAGGGGUCGAGCAGACAAUGCAUAUUCUUGUGCCGUCCUCGUAAUACAGUCGAAUGUCGUUAAUUCAAACUUGCGGAUAAUUCAAACUAACAUGCAGGUCCCAUCCUAUGCGUCUCUAUGGAAGGAAACUCCCGGUAAUUUAAACUUUGUUUUAUUCAAGCAAAUUUUUGGUUCCCCUCGAGUAUGAAUUAACGAGAUUCGACUGUAGCCGCCUGGCGUCAAGAUAAACGCCAUGCAAGUAAGGGUCGUUUGACCGUAGAAAUGGUCAAAGGACCCCACGCAGUGGCGAAUUUGCGCUGUCAGUGUGCUCCUAUCUUUUGCUGGUAGACAAGUAUUUUGCGAAAGGAAGGAGAUAAUUUGCUAUUUGCUCUCCGUACACCUUUCAUCACCUUCCGCCAUGGAAAGUAGGUCGGUUGAAACCCAAAACCUGUUACCUGCAUUGUCGCUCGUAAUCCCAGCAGGCUCCAGUCUCUUUACCCCUGCAGAAUGCAAGUGCCGGCAUUUGUUCGAUUUUUACAAAAGGGUUAAGGGAUUGUCUUGUUCCUGGUAGCCUACUUAGUGUCUCAUUGCUUAUCACUUUGUCACAGUUUUAAAGGGUCCCGGGCCACAAACCAUCGAAGCAGAGAUCUUCGCUCCUCCUCCCAGUUCAUACAGUGUAAUCCACUUAUAACGAUAGUGAGAAAACCCAAAAAAUUCAGUCGUUAUAACGGAUUAUUGUGGUAUAUGGACAUGAGAAAACCCAAAAAUUCAGUCGUUAUAACCAAUUAAUGUGGUACAUGGACUGGAAAUUGUUUCUGGUCUAGACACUCUUAUAAACUGAUUGUUAAAAAAGGUACAUCAUUAUAUGUGGUAUCGUUGCAAGUGGGUUGCACUGUAGAUGUGUGAAAAGCAAAUUCUGCUUUUAUUGCGGUAGUGAUCACAAUGGCUGGCAGAUGGCCUCUCAUUUUGGAAUGAGCAUUUAUUUUUGGAACGCCGUAAUCUUGCUUAGUUUUGAGAAGGCCCGUGCAGGUUACUUCUUUGUUUUGCAGAAUGCUACAAUUUUGCUGCUCGUAAAAGGGAAUUAAGAUGGUCUGUUUGCUCUGUACGAGCACUUAGUCUUUGCUCGUUUUAGUCAUAUUUCUGAACUCGUGGGACCUGUCCCAUGUUUUGUGUUCGUUUUAGCGAUAGACACACAUUUUGAUGCAUUUAGUUCUUGGUCAAUGUAGUGAGUGCACUUGACAUCAUUCUUGGACAAUCUCUACCGAAAGGUCUUUUCACCCUUUGUUUAGUUUUGAGCUUUGUCAAAAAGGGCAAACACUUUUUCGUUGCUCUUGGAACCUCGAGCUCAAGUUUUGUGUGUGGUGAUGGAAUUUUUAUAUUUGUUUUUCUCCCAAAAGGCUGGUUAGAGUCUCAGUGCCCUUAUACAUACUUAGUCGCACUUCCCUUAUCUUAAGUUUCCUUUUCUCAAACCGAAAGUGAGGUUUCCGUGACCUUGUACGCACGAGAUUGGCUUGGACAUUCCGUUAUUUUUAAAACAGAAAAUCUCAGCUGAAACUUUGUUUACAGCAUGCUUAGUCCUCUCAACCGUCUUCCCAGCGAAAUUAAUCUCAAAGGUAGAACAAUCAGUCUUGUUUCCAAGUGAAGUCUGAGCGUCAUUCAAUAUCUGCGUCCGAGCUCGUCUUGAUAGAUGCGCAAUGUUUUGGUUUUCCUUUCGCUGCAGUCUUUCACGCUUAGGUUUACAAGGAACGGCUGUGAUACCUGGAAAGAGGUAUGUCGAGAGCUAUUUUGAGAAUUGUUUACUCCUCAACAUACAUGUAUCUUCCACUUCAAAACUCUCCCUCGUGCUUGUAAUCGGCCUGCGUUACCGGGAUGGUGCACAACUGAUCUGCACUGCCGGUCACUGUUCAGCUUCUGCGUUACGUGGCACAACACCGUUGUUUGAGCGGAAGGAAGACGACGCGGCUUAUACAGUGUAUGUGUAUAUGCUUACAAUGAAUGUGUUGUGGACUGUACCA